Molecule: messenger RNA, 1850 nt
Organism: Helianthus annuus (common sunflower)
Lineage: Eukaryota; Viridiplantae; Streptophyta; Magnoliopsida; Asterales; Asteraceae
Product: zinc finger CCCH domain-containing protein 56
Exons: 2
Coding region: 542-1678 (378 amino acids)
Molecular function (GO): mRNA binding; metal ion binding
Source: RefSeq, a predicted model, not a curated record
CCUUCUGCUUCAUAGAUUGAUGACACCCUCUCUUCUUUCUUUCUCCAUCUCCCAUCGAACAAUGGCACUACCCUCACCAAAACCCAUAAAUUAAACCAACCCACUUCUCAAAAUCAAAUCUUUUUCGUGGGUUUAAUUUAUCUACUUCAAUCACGUAACAAACGAUUUCAUCCAGUACUUCCCCUGUCGUAAGUUGUAACUUCUCAUAUAGUUCAUUAAUGAUUAUGUUAUGUUCAAGAUUCUAUUAUCUAGAUCUGUUUCAGUGAAAAAGAUUGUAUCUUUAUUGUAAUCCCCCUUUUGGAUUUGUUUGUAGUUUAUCAUAUUGUUGUUUGUCAGGUUAAUUCAAUAGAAAAUUAGGGUUUUAUUUUAAGAAAUCUUGAAUUGAUUAUGGUAGAGAAAGUGAGAAAGAUUGUAUCUUUGUUAUAAUUCCCUUUUGGGUUUGUUUGUGGUUUAUAGAUUUUGUUGUUGGUUAGGUUAAUUAGGGUUCAAUCUUGUACCUUUAGGAAAUUUAGGGAUUUUAGGUUUAGUUAAGAAUCUUGAAAUGGAUUAUGGUAGAGAAAGUGGAAAUGUUGUUCAGAUAAUCACCAGCGGGUCGCGAAAUGGUGGGGAUUAUUGGGGGGAUCAGCCCGUUUGGGCCACCGAGGAUGAAUACGGGGUUUGGGAUAGAGAGGCGUCUGUCGAUGCGAAUUCCAACUCGAAUUACGAUGGGCGGCAAUCGCAAACUAGAUCGGGGAGUGAACCACCGAAUAAGAAAAGAAACGGGCAGGGCGGUGAUGCACAAGCCACUAGUCGGUCGAAGGCGAUUGGGAAAAUGUUUUUCAAGACGAAGCUAUGUUGCAAGUUUCGGGCAGGUACGUGCCCGUAUAUUACGAACUGUAAUUUCGCUCAUAGUAUUGAGGAACUGAGAAGACCGCCGCCGAAUUGGCAAGAAAUCGUGGCGGCUCAUGAGGAGGAUCGGGGGGUUUCGAGUGAACCUCGGGAAGAGUAUCAAAUUCCGUCACUUGGGUCUUCCAGUUUUACGGUUGAUAGUCAGAGAUCUUAUAAAGGAAGGCAUUGCAAGAAGUUUUAUACCGAAGAGGGGUGUCCGUAUGGUGAUAGUUGCACUUUUCUUCACGAUGAGCAAUCGAAGGCGCGUGAAAGUGUUGUGAUAAGUUUGGGUCCUGGUUCUGGUGGUGGGUAUGGCGGCGGAGGCGGUGGUGGCGGUGGCGGAGGCGGUGGUGGUGGUGGAGGUGGUGUUGGUGGUGGUGGUGUUGUAGCAGGAGGUGGCGGUGGAGCAGACGCGGCAGGAGCCAAUCCCAUGUUGAAGCCUUCAAAUUGGAAAACAAGAAUUUGUAACAAGUGGGAACAAACGGGAUAUUGCCCGUUUGGUAGCAAGUGUCAUUUCGCUCAUGGUGCUGCAGAACUGCAUCGGUAUGGUGGUGGGCUUGUUGAUAUAGAUGCUAAAGAUUCUCCAACUUCAAUGGAUCCAAACAAGCAAGGGCUGAUGACGCCAAAGACACCUGUUGAACCGGUUGUAGCUGCGGGUCCAACAGCGGCUCAUUUGGAUGGUUAUCAUGUUGGAGCUCCUUCUCGGCUUCCAGGUGUUAUUCCAAGGACUGGACAGAGACCCUUUCAAAAGUGGAAGGGCCCAGAUAAAAUUAGUCGUAUUUACGGGGACUGGAUUGAUGACAUUGAAUAAGUUGUGGGCACGAUUCGGUUUUGUAAUUGUUGAAGUUGGUUUCUGCAUUCUGGUUUAAGAUUGUUAUAGACUGGAACUGUUUGCUUGGGCUGGAUGGUCUAUAAUACUUUAUUACUUUGUUGUUACUACAUCUUACUCCUUACUAGUGAAUUAGAUUCUAAUGUUAUGCAUU